Argentina anserina (silverweed cinquefoil) is the source of this 660-nucleotide messenger RNA. RefSeq names its product UPF0161 protein At3g09310. Lineage: Eukaryota; Viridiplantae; Streptophyta; Magnoliopsida; Rosales; Rosaceae. Bases 34 to 471 code for a protein of 145 amino acids. The transcript is spliced from 4 exons. The record is from RefSeq and is a predicted model, not a curated record.
CUCCACUUCUCAGAGACUCGAACGCAGCUGAAAAUGGCGGUUGUGUCCUACCAUCAACCUCUGGCUUUAGCAUUUGACCCCCAAUCCCAAAAUCCUAACUUCAAUUCCCGCAAAACUAACCGAACCCAACUCAAUACUCGGAAUUCUCGACGACACCGAGUAACCAAUUGCUCAAAUACAGACUCCGACUCCGACCCAAACAGUCCACAAGAUAAGGAAGUGAACAGUGUGGGAGUGAAAGCCGCGUUGUCGAUGCUCAAGUUCUACAAAAGGGAGAUAUCGCCAUUCAUGCCGAAAAGUUGCAGGUACGUUCCGACAUGCAGUGAGUACUCCAUGGAAGCUUACAAGAGAUAUGGAGUUGCAAAAGGUACAAUCUUGACUGCCUGGCGUCUCUGCCGCUGCAAUCCGCUAGGUGGUUCUGGUUAUGAUCCUCCUAGAUGGUUCGACGAGACAAUUUCCCCUGAAGAAUGAGAGAAUCCCAUUUGUUCUUCCAUGGUGUUUAUGUUGUAAGCAGUGCCUGAUGAUCUGCUGUAGUUGAAUUCAAAAUGAGUGCAUAAAUAUGAGCCUGGUUGCAUUGUUUUAUAGGCAGGCAUAAUGAUCUGCUGUGUUAUCCAUGAUAUGUAAGAUAAUAUAAGGAUUGGUGGGAGAUUAUUUUCUAAU